AUGAAUUUAGCAGAGAUUUGUGAUAAUGCCAAAAAAGGAAGAGAAUAUGCGCUCCUUGGGAAUUAUGACUCUUCUAUGGUAUAUUACCAGGGUGUCAUCCAGCAAAUCCAGAGACAUUGCCAGUCGAUCAGAGAUCCAGCAAUUAAGGGCAAAUGGCAACAGGUCCGACAAGAAUUAGUUGAAGAAUAUGAACAAGUUAAGAGCAUUGUCAACACUUUAGAAAGUUUUAAAAUGGACAGACCUGCAGAUAUCCCUGUGUCCUGUCAAGAUGAGCCUUUUAGAGAUCCCGCUGUUUGGCCCCCUCCUGUUCCAGCUGAACACAGGGCUCCACCUCAGAUCAAACGUCCCAACCGAGAAGUAAAACCUUUGAGGAAAGAAUCACCAGGACUGCAGCCCCGCGGGCCUGCGGGCAGAGCACACGUGGUAUCCAAGGGUGAGAAGUCUGCAGGCAGCCGCGAAAGGGAAUCUAGAGCUAGAGGAAGAGAUGACAAGGGAAAGAAAAUACCCCAGGAAGUUGGUGAUGGGGAAAUUCCAAAAUUUGAUGGAGUGGGUUACGACAAAGACUUGGUCGAAGCUCUUGAAAGGGACAUUGUAUCAAGGAAUCCAAGCAUUCAUUGGGAUGACAUAGCGGAUUUGGAAGAAGCCAAGAAGUUAUUAAGAGAAGCUGUCGUUCUUCCAAUGUGGAUGCCUGAUUUUUUCAAAGGGAUCAGAAGACCUUGGAAGGGUGUGCUGAUGGUUGGUCCUCCUGGCACUGGCAAAACAAUGCUAGCCAAAGCUGUUGCUACAGAAUGUGGAACAACGUUCUUCAAUGUGUCUUCCUCUACCCUGACGUCUAAAUACCGGGGCGAGUCUGAGAAGCUGGUCCGCCUCUUGUUUGAAAUGGCAAGGUUUUAUGCUCCAACAACAAUCUUCAUUGAUGAGAUAGAUUCGAUCUGCAGCCGCAGAGGCACGUCCGAUGAACACGAGGCGAGUCGCAGAGUCAAGUCAGAGCUGCUGGUGCAAAUGGACGGGGUAGGUGGUGCUCUGGAAAAUGAUGACCCUUCCAAGAUGGUUAUGGUAUUAGCAGCUACAAAUUUUCCCUGGGAUAUCGAUGAAGCUCUCCGACGUAGGCUGGAGAAGAGGAUUUAUAUACCUUUGCCCACAGCAAAAGGCAGAGCAGAACUACUUAAGAUUAAUCUUCGGGAAGUAGAACUGGAUCCUGAUAUCAGCCUUGAAGAAAUUGCUGAGAAGAUUGAAGGCUAUUCUGGUGCUGACAUCACUAAUGUUUGCAGGGAUGCCUCUUUAAUGGCAAUGAGACGACGUAUUAACGGCUUAACUCCAGAAGAGAUUCGUGCACUUUCUAAAGAGGAGCUUCAGAUGCCGGUUACCAAGGGGGACUUUGAGCUGGCUCUGAAGAAAAUCUCCAAAUCUGUUUCUGCUGCAGACCUGGAGAAGUACGAAAAAUGGAUGGUGGAGUUUGGAUCUGCUUAAUCUCAGUGACAGCUCUCCUUUGCUAGAGUGUUAUGGCUUUUGGUGUUUUCAUUUGCAAAAUGAGUUAGAAAUCUUUUUAAAGGUUUAAUAAAAGGUCUGCCUCUGCCCCCAUCCCACCCCCUUCUGGUGACAAGAUCUUUUAAACUCCAUUUGCCUUUAAAGGGAAUGAACACAAUAAUGAACUGAUAUUGUAAAA
Messenger RNA from Nipponia nippon (crested ibis), 1666 nucleotides. The record is from RefSeq and is a predicted model, not a curated record. Lineage: Eukaryota; Metazoa; Chordata; Aves; Pelecaniformes; Threskiornithidae.